Molecule: messenger RNA, 2199 nt
Organism: Branchiostoma floridae (Florida lancelet)
Lineage: Eukaryota; Metazoa; Chordata; Leptocardii; Amphioxiformes; Branchiostomatidae
Product: ankyrin repeat domain-containing protein 39-like
Exons: 3
Coding region: 23-565 (180 amino acids)
Molecular function (GO): protein binding
Source: RefSeq, a predicted model, not a curated record
GAUGGCCACGAUUUGAUCCAUCAUGUGCGAUCACGGUGAGCAUGAGUGUUCGCACGCGACGACUGCAGCUUCGGUGCACCAGACGCUUGACGAGCUGGACUUCGAGCGGGGGAUCUGGGCAGCUGCUCGGGACGGGGAAGAGGGGAGGGUCCGCGGCCUGCUGGACAGAGGCACGGCGGCAAACGCUCAGGACUCUUCCGGCUACACGGCACUGCACUAUGCUUCCAGAAGUGGCCACCUGGAAGUGUGUGACCUUCUACUCCAGAGGGGGGCAGACCCCAACAGCCAGACCAGAUCAGGGGGAGUGACUCCACUGCACAGAGCAGCCUACUGUGGGCAUGAAGCUGUGGUGAAGUUGUUGCUGAGAAAAGGAGCAAACCCUGCCGUGUGUGAUGGGGAUGGGAAAAAUGCACUUCACAAGUCUGCGGAGAGGGGUCAUGUUGAAGUCUCAAGACUCUUACUACAAGCUUCCUCAGACACCAGAAGUGUUAAAGACAAGAGGGGGAAACUACCUGUCAACUAUGUACCUGGGGACUCUCAGAACUUGCUCAAGUUGCUGUCUUGACAAAGACUUAAAGAAGUCUUCUGAGCUUAAUUUUACCAAGACAUUCUCCUUCGGAGCUGAACACAAGAGGACGUUGCCACUUCAUGUUGUAGUGUUCAUUCUUCUUUAUGGUAACAAAGUUUGAUCUGGGAAACUUUUAGGGUAGUGCUUUAGGAAAUUUGUCUGUCUUAAGGGCCCUGUCCUAUAUUACUUUGAGCACGCACACUAAAAGAGUCUGCAUCUGGUGUGAAAAAUAAUUGGGCUUAAAAAGUGUGUGGUCCAAGGGCUUCAAAAAUAGAAAAGAGCACUGCCCUAUACACCAAAAGGUGUUUGGAGGAUUUUCACUUAAUGUUAAGAUGAUCAAGUAAGAUGUUUUGAAGAAAAGUUCUGCAGGAUUUACAAUGUUCAGCAAUGACUAAAUAUAAAUAUAUCUUGCAUAUGCUGCAAUAAGAAGUGAAAAAAAUAUAACUCACACUCUCAAUGUGUUGGUUGGUUUUAUUCCUUAUAUACAGAUUGUACAAAGUAAGAGGUACAAAAGUUGCGCCUUUUAUACAGAAACACAGAUGGCAACAUAAGAAACACAUUACAUACUUAUUACAUCUUUGACAAACAUAAGUUAACAACCAGUACAUAGCAACAGCAUUUGUAUAAAUACCCAACAGCCACAGGCCGUGGUUUGCAUUGCUAAAUACUGCACUUACUUUAACUACCAGUUUACAGCUAUCUUAAAUUGAGAGCAUUUUAUUUCUAUUUUCACCACUUAAGGUACAUGUAUACCACAUUAAGUACCUCGUCUUAACACUACAAUGUCUUUAUCUUUACCUUCAAGGUACUCUUGUACUUAUCUAGUGCACUGAUUGAAGCAAGAAAUCUCACUGGAAUUGGUAACGUUAACAUGAUUCGUAUGUACGAUAUUCACAACUGCAUUCAGCAACAGAAAAAUAGGUCUAAUAAAUGCUUUCCUUAAAAAAAUGCAAAAGUAUAUUCACAACAAUUGGAGCAAUACAUGGAAAUCAAAAAGGAAGCAAAACAAUCUGACUGCAAAUCAAAAUUAUAAAAAAGUUAUUUAUUCAAAAUAAAAUCUGCAUAUUAAUUGUAGCCAUCAGCCUCAAGUUUGUGAUAAAUGAAAAGCAUCAAAACAAAAGCUACAUGUACCUUAACAUCAAAAUAAACAUCUUUCACAAGAAAAAGAAAGCAGAAAAGUUUUCUCUCUCCCAAAUGCAACCUAUUUUGUCACAAUAAAAGCCAUGAUCCUAUUCUGUGCACCAAUUGUGCAUACUAACUUACAGCAGUAGCAAGCAAAUCACAAGAGCUUGGCACAUGGUUGUAAAAUAGUUCUUUCUUGAGCUGCACAUUCGCAUCCUCCUGAAAUACUCUACUGUAACUACUCUUUACACACUACUUAAUGGAAUGUGAUCCACGGAAGUGACAGCGUUGGAACAGGCAAUUUGUAGCCAAAUAGAGCCAACUAAACUUCCCGGCAAUGGAGAAGAAAAAUAAGCACCUCAACGACCAAUAAAGGGCAACGUUGUACACAAAGUAAUUUUAUACUCCAUAACCUUGCAGAUAAAAAGUGCAACACCACAAAAGCUGAUGUAUUGGACAUAAACGAACUACAAUCAAUGUAUGAGAGGACGUAUGCCUGGUCCUGAAUA